Molecule: messenger RNA, 642 nt
Organism: Parnassius apollo (apollo)
Lineage: Eukaryota; Metazoa; Arthropoda; Insecta; Lepidoptera; Papilionidae
Source: the annotation of a GenBank genome assembly
AUGCCUAUAAUAAUAAAUAAAUCAAGAUUACACAAUGAGAAAAUUAAACAAAAAACAAAAAACAAUAGCAUUGUAAUAUUUUCGGACAGUAUCGGACAAGAAUUGGCGUCAAAGAUAAUAGAAAAAACUGAAUUUCAAGCAAUUAACAACUGUAAACCGGACGCAGGAUUUCAAAAUAUAUUAGAAAACUAUGGCGAAAAGAUUAAAGGUCUCGAAAAAAAAGAUACAGUAGCAGUACUUAUUACUAAAUAUGAAAGUUCUCUUUAUCAUAAUCAACAAAAGUACAUAAAACUAUUGAACGAUAUUGUAAACCAGCCUUGUAGGAAAUUUAACAUGAUAAUCACUGGUUUGCGUUAUAAUGGCAAAAAUGACAACGAGAUUCACCAUAUCAACAACCAGAUCCUUAACAUAGCUAAAGUUAGCGAAAAUAUCAAAUUUCUGGACCCGAAUAUGAGAUAUAAAAAUACAAGGAACUAUAAAUUAUUGAAAAAAUUCAUCAUAGAAAAUACAACAACAAGUAUAGACCGCAAGUUUCAAGGAUCAUCUUCACUGCGUUUCAUCAAAUACCAAAACGAACACACUUCCUCAAGUGAUAAUGGUACAAAUUUUUUAACAACGCAAGAACCGAUUCAAAAACGAUAA